ACCCAGAGGCGGCUCUGCGUGGCCCUGGCCCAGCCUGGCCCGCGGGCUUCCUGUGUGUCACCGCCGGGCGCGUGGGGAGGGGAUCCCCCCGCGAAACUUGUGCGGCUUGGCCUUGCGUGUUCUAGUUACUGCGGUCAGGAGGAGGCCAGCCGCGGUGGGCGAAUGUCACCGUGUGUGAAGUCACUGUGGACUACUGCUGUAAUUGUUUUAUGGUCGUUAAUGCCUGUGCCCGAUUAGUAAAUUAAACUGUCACUGGUAGGUAGGGAAAAAGCGUAUUUAGGUUCUUGUCUCGUUCUUCUAGGAUGAGGGGGGCUACUGUGUCAAGAAAGUUACACCCCAUUUAUGGUAAGCCCUGGAUGAGGUCCCCUCUAGAAGGCCUACCUCUAGAGGGUUGUUGGGGUGUGUCAGAUUGAAAGGGACAGUGUAGAAGCCAGCUGCAGCCCAUUGCUGUGCCUCACGACCAGGAAGUCCUCAGUGAAUCCUCCCUGAACUUGAGGUUCCCUCACUGAGGGAGCGGGGCUGGGUAGAGGGCCGCUCUGCUCUGCCCAGCCUCCCCUGGGCUCAUGCAGACAAAAGUAAUUAGGCUGAGCCUUUAAUCACAGCUCCUUUCCCAGUCAGAAGGACAAUGCAAAAGGAGGAAAGGGACACAGGGUUCUGGCCUGGCUCUCAGGCAUGCCUCCCCUCAGGGACCCCUACCCCCUCACCCCCCCCAGUUUGGCUCUCCGUAAUCUCCUGUUUUCUUGUCUCCCUCAGGACACUGGGUUCCCUAGGAGCCGCCUAGAGUUUAAUAAUUGUCCAGAAGGCGGCUAUAAAGGGAGUCUGGGUGGAGGAGGGAGCAGAAAAAAACCCAGCUCAGCAGAUCUGGGCACUGAGAGCCUCUAGCAGGAGUAGUCGGAGGUGUUGUGUUGUUGUGGUCGGAGCUCAGUGUCCUGGCUGGCAGGGCCUGUUCUUUUCCAUCAUGGAGGCCCAAGGCUACGGCUAUUACCGCACUGUGAUAUUCACAGCCAUGUUUGGGGGCUACAGCCUGUACUACUACAAUCGCAAGACCUUCUCCUUUGUCAUGCCAUCGUUGGUGGAAGAGAUCCCUCUGGACAAGGAUGAUUUGGGGCUCAUCACCAGCAGCCAGUCUGCAGCCUAUGCCAUCAGCAAGUUUGUGAGUGGGGUGCUGUCCGAUCAGAUGAGUGCUCGCUGGCUCUUCUCCUCUGGACUGCUUCUGGUUGGCCUGGUCAAUGUAGUCUUUUCCUGGAGCUCCACAGUACCUGUCUUUGCUGCUCUCUGGUUCCUGAAUGGCCUAGCACAGGGACUGGGCUGGCCUCCCUGUGGGAAGAUCCUUCGGAAGUGGUUUGAGCCGUCCCAGUUUGGCACGUGGUGGGCCAUCCUGUCAACCAGCAUGAACCUGGCCGGAGGGCUGGGUCCUGUCCUGGCCACCAUCCUUGCCCAGAGCUAUAGCUGGCGCAGCACGCUGACCAUGUCUGGGGCACUGUGUGUGGUGGUCUCCUUCCUCUGCCUGCUGUUCAUCCACAACGAACCUGCUGAUGUUGGACUCCGCAACCUGGACCCUACCCCCUCCAAGGGCAAGAAGGGCUCCUCAAAGGAAGACAGCACCCUUCAGGAGCUGCUGCUGUCCCCUUACCUAUGGGUGCUCUCCACCGGCUACCUGGUAGUGUUUGGAGUCAAGACCUGUUGCACAGACUGGGGCCAGUUCUUCCUUAUUCAGGAGAAAGGACAGUCUGCCCUUGUGGGUAGCUCCUACAUGAGUGCCUUGGAGGUUGGGGGCCUCAUAGGCAGCAUCGCAGCUGGCUACCUGUCAGACCGAGCCAUGGCAAAGGCAGGGCUGUCUGUCUACGGAAACCCCCGCCAUGGCCUGUUGCUGUUCAUGAUGGCUGGCAUGACAGCAUCCAUGUACCUCUUCCGGGUGACAGUGACCAGUGACUCCCCCAAGAUCUGGAUCCUGGUGUUGGGAGCUGUGUUUGGUUUUUCCUCCUAUGGUCCCAUUGCCUUGUUUGGAGUCAUAGCCAAUGAGAGUGCCCCUCCCAACUUGUGUGGCACCUCUCACGCCAUUGUGGGACUCAUGGCAAAUGUGGGCGGCUUUCUGGCCGGGCUGCCCUUCAGCACCAUCGCCAAGCAUUACAGUUGGAGCACAGCCUUCUGGGUGGCCGAGGUGAUUUGUGCAGUCAGCACAGCCGCUUUCUUCCUGCUCCGAAACAUCCGAACCAAGAUGGGCCGCGUACCCAAGAAGGCUGAGUGAAGAGUGCCGGCUCUGGAGCGCCUUCUGCGGUGCCUCCGCUCCCCGCUCAAACGUUAGGAUGCAGGGAGGGAGCGGGCGGCCCCUGCUAGGACGGAACCUCGUCUGUCCAACUGGAACCUGUUUUUCUCUAUGUGCAAUGUCUGCCUCACCCAGGCGGCACUGAAAGUUUAUUAGUGGCUCAUGAGGUCCUAGCUCCCAGUCCUGUAUUUAAGCGAUAACCUCUGCUCCUGGACGCCAUCAGCUCAUGCCCUGCCUUCAAACAGGCAACCCCUGCAUAUACAUCCUGACGUCUCCUACACCUUUCUUCCCCUUCUGGGCCCUGUCCUGUCUCAGUUCUAUCAGUUCCCACUUGGUAAGGCUGUUUCUGCAGUUGCAGGGCACUAAUGACGAGUGACUUCUGCUCUGCCUUAAGUCCUCUCCAGAGUGAGCAAAGCUAUUGCCAGUACCUCAGGCUCUGGAGGAAGAAAGCAAGCGGGUACCCUGGGUAUAGCAGGGAGGAGAUGGAGGGGAGGGUAAGAUGACUUGUUACAGAAGAUUAAAACUAGAUUUGAUACUAAA
Messenger RNA from Dipodomys ordii (Ord's kangaroo rat), 2806 nucleotides. It is a transcript of the gene Slc37a4, whose product is annotated as solute carrier family 37 (glucose-6-phosphate transporter), member 4. The record is from RefSeq and is a predicted model, not a curated record. Gene Ontology annotation, cellular component: endoplasmic reticulum membrane. NCBI's taxonomy places the organism in Eukaryota, Metazoa, Chordata, Mammalia, Rodentia, Heteromyidae. Gene Ontology annotation, biological process: phosphate ion transmembrane transport; glucose-6-phosphate transport. Bases 959 to 2248 code for a protein of 429 amino acids. The transcript is spliced from 8 exons. Gene Ontology annotation, molecular function: glucose 6-phosphate:phosphate antiporter activity.